This is a messenger RNA of Aureobasidium pullulans EXF-150, 915 nucleotides long. RefSeq names its product RNA-binding domain-containing protein. Gene Ontology annotation, biological process: regulation of mRNA stability involved in response to oxidative stress. The coding region runs from base 1 to 915 and encodes 304 amino acids. Gene Ontology annotation, cellular component: cytoplasm; nucleus; post-mRNA release spliceosomal complex. The record is from RefSeq and is a predicted model, not a curated record. Lineage: Eukaryota; Fungi; Ascomycota; Dothideomycetes; Dothideales; Saccotheciaceae. The transcript has 3 exons. Gene Ontology annotation, molecular function: mRNA binding.
AUGUUGUCCCGCAUGCCCGCAAUGAACUGCCAGUACCCUCCUUCUCGCGCCAAGAGUUCUGGCGACGGCGACUUCUUCUUCUAUGUUGAAGGCCUACCACCAUACUACACCUGGGGGAUGCUCAAAGACUUGACUCGAAAGGCUGCACCAUAUCCAGGGUGGACGGAGAUGGCCUCAAACCCACAAGGGAUGCAGAAAGGUCGUGGCUGGAUCAAGAUCAGACGUCCCAAGGAUGCCUUCAACUUAUAUGGGUAUCUGACCAGUGGCUCACCGUCCCUCAAGCCACUCAAGGUAUAUCUCUGGUCAACAGCUCGAUCACCUCCGGAACUGUUGCGUUGCAAUAGUGAUGUUCCGCGUUCCAUGCAGCCGUUCUUGCCGCCAUCACACAGCGUAAGCACGUACUCGACUCCCAUGAGUACACCAAUGAGCACACCGAUGAGUACGCCCAUGAGCACUCCCAUGAGCACACCCAUGCACGGAAGUCCUGUGUUCCAACACCGCCCACCAGUGGCUCCGAGGAGGAUGAGUCCGACUUACGUCUACACACCAAACCACCGUCCCAUCAACGCCACGGGCGGCCUCGUCAAAACCGAAUCAAGAGGCAUCUUCAUCAGUCAACUGGAUUAUGCGAUUGAUCAGCGGCAACUAGAAGAGUACCUGCGCAGGAUUGGAUCCUUCGACAGCUGCGAGAUCCGACGGGACCCGGCUACUGGCCGAUCGCGCGGCAUUGCAACAGCAAAGUUUGCAAAUGCAGAAGCCGCAGCCAGAGCCAUCCAGGUUUUCCACGGUCAGAAGCUCAUGAGCAAGACAAUCAAUGUACGCUUCGACACGGAAAAGGAAGCGGUCGCACCUGCUGCAGCAAGCUCAAGCAAGACCUUCGUCGACGGUCUCAUCAUCGCCAACGGCUCCAAAUGA